GGCGAGAGCUGCGUUGUCGAGAAUGAUGCACGGAAACGUACAUCAUUGCUACUGGCCGGCAAGGAGAAAAUCCAAGAGAAAAAAGUCUUGACAAAGAGCUUGCUGUUGCACUGCAACGUGAGAGAGGUGGUCUUCAGUACAGUUCAAAUGUUGCAGGUGUGUCAUCUCCUGGGAAAAGAUAACGAUUUUAGGGGCGACAAUUGGCUGUGACACCACCACAAUUUAUGCGCCUUCGCAAGUAUGUCUCUACAAAGUGGUUUCGGUGUUACGGCGCUGCUAGUCGCUCUGAUCUGUUUGAGCGCACUCGCCGUGGAAAGUUCAAAUGACAGCUGCAUGGCCAGGAUGAUCAUGAAGGCGGGUAUUGCACGCGGCAAGGCACUGGACUACGAACAACGGGCACUGAGGGUACCCAUGAACCUGGAUAACAUCUCUCAAAUAUUCUGGCCCGCGCUAGCUGUGUUCCUGAACAACACGAGGACUUUUGACGCUCGCACCAUUCAGAAAUGUAUAAGACGAAAAUUGCGGAAAUGCAGAGGAUUUUCACCCUGCGCCAACGGUGGGCAGUGCGAGCUGUCACCAGGGUCACCCUACGACGUAUCAUAUGAAUAUGUAUGCAAGUGCCAGGAAGGCUAUCACGGAGCCCACUGCGAGACACCAUUGCCCACCCCCACCGACGAUUCCCGGAGCUUGGAAGUCAAAGUUGCUCAGCUAGAGAAGCAGGUUCACGACUUGGAGGAUAAGACCAAGUAUCUAGGUAGCGGCUGCAACCUCCGGACGCUGGGUUACAAGUAUCUGAGCACCUACAGCAUCAUCACGGAGAGGCAAGAUGGACGUAUUGCGACGAUUGCGUUCACCAAGACGUUCUCGCACACCGUACUUAAGCUUUCGUAUUCCACUAGCAUCAAUUCUCAGCUUCAAUUCCCCAACGCCCGAUGGUACUUCAAAAUAGACGGGAAGGAGUGCGCACAGCCCACCACGAUCGACAUCAUGAAAAUCCAGGAUAACGGAAUGAGUUUGAGUACUCCAGGCACCCUGACUGGAAUAUGCGAAUCAAUCAGCUAUACUGGUGGAAAGAUCGCAACUGGAAAACACGAAAUAGCCGUUCAUUUUGAGAAUUUGGACUCUGACGUCAACACUUACCACGGCUUGCUGUCAACGUCCUUACUGGAAGUACAGGAAAUGUGCCCGCAGUUUUAAACAUGGGCAAGGAGACGGGCAAAGUAUGCAGCUAGCCUUUUGGUGAUAUCUCAGUACUUGUUCGUCAUAAUCUACAGAUACUCGACGUUGAAAAAACUGGAAGGUUCCAGGCUGUCCAAGAGAGUGUUCAAUACCGAUUAGUGCGUGAAACUCGGAGUUAAAACAUUUUCUCUGUCGUCUUACUGUUUUAGACUCGACGUUGAUCUUGAUAUCCAGCUCACCUAUGUUAGUGCAAGGUUUGCUUUCUAUUGAUCACGCCUUACACGAUAUUGUUCGGCUCCAUUCUGCCGUAGUAGCAUAGAGUAUAAUGCAGACGGUAUUUUCUCCUCGUUUGCAUAAUGAGAGGGAUGCGAAGUGGCCGUCAAAUCACAUUAUAGGGACACUUAUAGAAGUAAAUACCGAAUCUGCACGGGAAUCUGGUCGGCUAUGAGUAUAUAGAUGAAGAACUGCAUUCAUUCAGUGAGAAAUUCAUCACUCUGCGUAGAAGCAGACAGCGUGCUCUCUGGUUGUCAGAAUGCCAGUACACAGAGCGCUGGAAGCGUUUACACCUGUGUCCGCCGAUGUUGUCUGAAACACGGCAUUAUAUGAUUUGCUAGUAUCUAUUUGUAUUUGUGUGUAUAUACACUUUGCUAUUGUGAUCCUAGCUCAUUUGCAAAGAAAAUGAGA
Sycon ciliatum is the source of this 1863-nucleotide messenger RNA. RefSeq lists its product as uncharacterized. The transcript is spliced from 5 exons. The coding region runs from base 241 to 1197 and encodes 318 amino acids. The record is from RefSeq and is a predicted model, not a curated record. NCBI's taxonomy places the organism in Eukaryota, Metazoa, Porifera, Calcarea, Leucosolenida, Sycettidae.